UUAAAAGCCAAAUUGGCUAAAAAAGAACUAACCUCGUGCUGCGAUGAUGAGGUGACAAUCCCUUUCCUGAAUAUCAGCUCUCUCUGUUAGUAUAUUUCAGUUGAUGGCCCGCCGGUUGAAGAAGAGAGAGAGAGACUUAUAGAGCUGUAGUUGAGAUUUCGGUAGCUGCACCAUCCCUCCCGUCCUCGUUGAAGACGCCACCAACCCAACCCAGCCCAGCCGCUCUUUGCUCUUCGGUUGAUUUACUCCGGUUAUAGCUGCUUUUGAGAUUUUUUCAUCGUCCCCUGCUUAAGUUACUUUCUCUUCAGCUUCUUCAUAUGGAUGCGGAUGCUGCAAAAACAGCCCGGGAGUCUCUGGACCUAGCAUUUCAGAUGUCCAACAUUCUUGACACAGGGCUUGAUCGUCACACCCUCUCCAUCCUUAUUGCACUCUGUGAUUUGGGUCUCAACCCUGAGGCAUUGGCUGCUGUUGUCAAGGAGCUCCGAAAUGACCUCGGCCCACUUACACCACAGGAUUCUGCUCGUCAUGUUCCGUGAACAGGACCUUUUGGCUGAGAAACUAAUAUGCUUCUUUGGAGGAAUGAUAUACACGUCACUGAGUCUCUGUGUGUUCCUUUUGGGUUCUCCCAUACAACUGAUGGAUGGGUGUUGUACGUUCAUGCAAUUUUCCUGCUUUGGUUUGUGUGCGAGAGUGAACUUUGUAAAUUGCAGUCUUAUGAACAGAGAGAAUUUGAUGUCUAGUUCAAGGUUGUAGUUUUUGAAAAUUUAGUGUUUCACUGGUAGCUCCUUUGUCUUUGACUCGUAUCAAACAGAUUUGUACCUUAUGAUUCAUGUGUGAUGGUGCAAGGCGAAAGCGUUGAAGAAUCCUGAGAGAAAAUAUUGCAAAAGAUUUGGAACAAAACAAUCCUCCCUUUUUAUGCUAUUUGAUCUCCA
This is a messenger RNA of Rosa chinensis, 932 nucleotides long. RefSeq names its product mitotic-spindle organizing protein 1A. Gene Ontology annotation, cellular component: gamma-tubulin ring complex; centrosome; spindle. NCBI's taxonomy places the organism in Eukaryota, Viridiplantae, Streptophyta, Magnoliopsida, Rosales, Rosaceae. Gene Ontology annotation, biological process: gamma-tubulin complex localization; microtubule nucleation by interphase microtubule organizing center; mitotic spindle assembly. The record is from RefSeq and is a predicted model, not a curated record. Bases 318 to 536 code for a protein of 72 amino acids. The transcript is spliced from 4 exons.